CAACGCAGGAGAAGCAGAGCGGAGAGAGACGGAGCAAUACCGGGGAGAGACUGAGAGUAAUACCGGAGAGAGACGAAGAGCAAUACCGGGGAGAGACUGAGAGCAAUACCGGAGAGAGACGAAGAGCAGGCAAUCACUGGCGUUGCAAUGAGUAGUAGUUCUACCUUCUCCUUGGGAGUGUUCGCGCUGUUGCUGCUGUUCCAGGUCUGGGGCGGCGAGGGUUCACCGCGAUGCCCAGGGUUCGCUCAGGACACGUACCUUUUCCACGUGGAGUCUCUGGCGCCAGGUCAAGUCGUCGGCAGAGUUCACUUCAACUGCAGUGAUCAAAAGGGUCUGGAAUUCCACACGAAUGAUCCGCAUUUCCAUGUUCAAUCUGAUGGAAAGGUGCUUGUCGGAAGAUAUGUAUCGUCAACAAACCAAAUAAGUUUUAUGAUCACUGCACUCAGUGAGACUAAAGAGACAUGGAAGACUGCCGUCAGCAUCCUAAUAAAUGGCGAAAAGGUGAAAGAUUCUACGGGGAGCACACCUGACGUGCCAGUGAUUAUGUGGCCUUCACGGUUUUAUCGCUCCGGAUUGAGACGGUGGAAGCGAGAGUGGGUGAUUCCUGUCACCAAACAUCCAGAAAACGAUAUAGGGACUUUCCCUAAGCAAGUUGUACAGAUCAAGUCUAACCAGGCAAAUAUAUAUUACGUUAUAACAGGCCCAGGAGCAAAUGAGCCACCUAUUGGGAUUUUUACUAUAGAUAAAAAGAAUGGUUAUAUUUAUCUGCAUAAACCUUUAGACAGAGAAAAACAAGACAAAUACAGACUGUUGGCUCAUGCCUACGAUGAAAAUAAUAAGCCAGUUGAAGAGGCAGUGGAUGUUCUCAUCGAGGUUAUUGAUAUGAAUGAUAAUAGACCACAGUUUAUUGAACCAACUUUCUAUGGUACGGUAAAAGAAGGAGCUACGACAGGUACUGCAAUCAUGAACUUGACAGCCACGGACGCAGAUGAGAAAGAUAAUUUGAAUUCUAUGAUCAAAUAUUCCAUUCAGGAUCAAGAUCCAAAAUUUCCUGAGGCAUCUAUGUUUACAAUUAGUGAUAAAACUGGACUGAUCAGUGUGCUGACAGAAGGUCUGGAUCGGGAGAAAUACGAUAAAUACACACUUGUAGUUCAAGCAGCAGAUAGUGACGGUGAAGGGCUGGAUACCAAAGCCACAGCAAUAAUUACUGUUCUGGACAGAAAUGAUAAUGCCCCACAAUUUGUGACCACUUCGGUUACUGUUAGUGCUCCAGAAAAUGAAGUGGAUUAUGAUGUAUCAAGGCACCCUGUAACUGAUGCCGAUAAGGCAUAUACACCAGCCUGGAAAGCAAACUUCAGUAUAAUCUUUGGGAAUGAGAGACAGCAAUUCACUGUGGGGACCGACUUGGAUAAUAAUGGAAUCCUUAAAUUGAUAAAGCCCCUGGAUUUUGAGAAGAGCCAUAAGCAUAUCGUGACAAUUGAAGUAAGGAAUCAGAUGCCUUUCCCUGAUACCCUAUCACUCUCCUCAGCUACAGUAACCAUCAACGUGAUUGAUGUCAAUGAAGCGCCAAUAUUUACUCCAGAAACAAAGACUAGCACGCAUCCUGAGAAUCUACCGGUUGGCAGUACUGUCACUACAAGCAAGGCAAAGGACCCAGACAGUGCACAGCACCAAAAUGUUAGGUACCGGAUGGGAAGUGACCCAGCACAAUGGUUUGAAAUCGAGAUGGAGACUGGCAUCGUAAAACUAAUCAGCGAUAUGGAUAGGGAGUCAGAAUUUGUUAAAGAUAACAUUUACACUGCCACGGUCCUGGCUUAUGAUGAUGGGAGUCCACCUGCCACUGGUACUGGGACUAUCCUUGUGGAUCUUGAAGAUAUCAAUGAUAAUCCACCCAUUGCCAAUUCACUUCUCAACCGGGUGUGCAACAAGAAUGGUCUCCCUGUGAAUGUGACCAUUGUAGACAAAGACAUUCCACCCAACACGUUUCCUUAUGCAAUAGCGCUGGUUCAUGGAGCUGAGAAUAACUGGACUAUUGAAUCAACAGGCAGGGAUGAUGUGAAGCUGUUACGGCUGAAAAGAGAAAUUGAUCCGAACAUCUAUGAAGUUUCCAUGAGAGUAACAGAUGGCGGGACUCCACAGAUGUCUCAGGUCACUGGACUGCGAGUGGAAGUGUGUGACUGUGAAAACGGAGCAUGUAAACAGAGGAUCGCUGCCGCUGCUUUUGGUAUCCCUGGCAUUCUGGCUAUUCUGGGCGCUAUCUUGGCCUUGUUGAUUUUGGGGCUCCUGCUCCUGCUCUUUAUUAAAAGGAGGCGAAGUGUCAAGAAGGAGCCCUUAUUGCCUGAGGAGGACAUUCGGGAUAAUGUUUACCAUUAUGAUGAAGAAGGUGGUGGUGAAGAAGACCAGGAUUAUGAUCUCAGCCAACUGCACCGGGGCCUGGAUGCCAGACCGGAGGUUGUUCGCAAUGAUGUGGCUCCUGUCCUCAUGGCACCACAGUAUCGGCCGCGCCCUGCUAACCCUGAUGAGAUCGGCACCUUUAUUGAUGAGAACCUGAAGACCGCUGACAAUGAUCCAACUGCCCCUCCGUACGACUCGCUCCUGGUGUUUGAUUAUGAAGGCGGUGGUUCGGAGGCGGAAUCUCUAAGUUCGGUGAACUCGUCCAACAACUCUGAUGAGGACCAGGAUUAUGACCACUUGAACAAUUGGGGCCCGCGCUUCCGGAAGCUCGCUGAAAUGUACGGCCACGGGGAGGAAUGAGGAGGUGCAAAUGAGCAAACAUUUUACGGACUUGGGUUUCAACCACUUAAUGAUUGGAAAAUAUUGUGAGCAGAGUGCAUGGCACAAUUUGGUAGCAGGUGGAAUGGAUAACACUUUCCAGUUGGUCCUGCAUUGAAACUUAGCAAAUUGUUAUGAUGAAAACGAGCUUUUCCUGAGCUAAUUGCAAUGAAUUAUUGCUCGGAGCUUUAUUUUCAUUAGUCCAUGACUCUCUCUUUAAUUUUCCCAAAGUAUAAAUGAGCCAAAGUUUAUUCUAUUUUAUAUUACCCUACUCUGCUCUUAUGGCAAUAUUCCACUGCUCAAAUAAUCUCUCUGCAGCUUUUUGAAUGCAAAUGAGAAUGUUAUUGGUUUUAGGUAUGCAAUAAUGUAAUAUAAAGAUAGGAUUGCUUUUGAAUAAUUUACAGAUCCAUAUGCAGAGUUUAAUGUGGUUAAAGGCAUCGUGGAAUCAAAUCUUUGCAGCUACUAGCCAAAAUUUGCUUUGCAUAAACGGCAUAUGCAUUCUCAGGAAAUGCUCAUUUAGGAGCUUUUAAGGAAAGUCCACUUUUUAAACAAAUAUAGGAUUACCUUCCUGUAUGUACUACUGAUUAAUGAGUUGAAAAUAAAUGAUUUUUUUACUAAAUGUGUGAAAGCUGGUUUUAUGAUUGGUAGGUAGACUUUCAAAGCAAGAAUCUACUGUCAGAUCUUUGCAGUGGAUGUGGUUUAUUUGCACCAUGUUUCCAAAUAGUAUUUUUAAAUGAUGUUAUCUAAUAGUCUGACCCAUUCCCCACCAAUCUUUGCCUCUAACAUUAUAUAUGUGGAACAAAGAGGGGACAGAAUUUUGUUAAUCCAAUAUUAGAUUCUCUAACAAAGUCCUCUGCACUGGAGAUUUUGAAUGCCAACAGCCCUGUAAAACUAUAAAUCAAUUAGAGGUGACCUAGAUCAUGUGCAUCAACUUCCACAACCUUUUCCUUGUCCUGUUGUCCCUUCCUAAAAUCCCAUUCAUUUAUACCUGAAACUAAUCAAAAGUCCAGGCACGCAUUGAAAAAAAACAACUUGUCAAUAAGGUGACAUCUAAUUUGCAUCAUAACAGCAGUGCAAAUGUUUUUCCCUUUGACUUGCGUGACUGGACAACUUGGAUAUAAGCUCGCACCUGCACUUGCAGUUAAGCCUUUAGUGGACACUGCAGGCUAUAAGUGCCUUCCUGGAUGAUGGCGUCAUGAAAGUGGUUCAUAUAGCACAGCACUGAUUUAUAGUUUUUCUACUAUAAUAUUUCAUAUUUGCUAACUUAAGUAGAGCAUAAUUUGUGAUAUAAAACUGCAAUGUAGAUGAUGUGACGACUAAUGUUGCACUUCUCUGGUGAAAGGGUUGAGUUUUUCUGUUUUUUCUGUCAUUUUAAAACCAAAGCUAGUGCCUAUUAUUUUGAUGCAAUUAAAAUUGAUGAAAAAUUGGCUCCUUAAAUGAUUUUUAUUUUAUAUUAGUUUCUUAUUUGGCUGUUGCAAUUUUAAUUUUUCUGCUUUUGAUGUUCAAGUGUAUGUAUUUUAAAUAAAUGUUUGUUGCAAAACA
Molecule: messenger RNA, 4314 nt
Organism: Amblyraja radiata (thorny skate)
Lineage: Eukaryota; Metazoa; Chordata; Chondrichthyes; Rajiformes; Rajidae
Product: B-cadherin-like
Exons: 16
Coding region: 148-2754 (868 amino acids)
Biological process (GO): homophilic cell-cell adhesion; cell-cell adhesion mediated by cadherin; cell morphogenesis
Cellular component (GO): catenin complex; cytoplasm; adherens junction
Molecular function (GO): calcium ion binding; beta-catenin binding; cadherin binding
Source: RefSeq, a predicted model, not a curated record